This is a messenger RNA of Desarmillaria tabescens, 756 nucleotides long. RefSeq lists its product as uncharacterized. The record is from RefSeq and is a predicted model, not a curated record. NCBI's taxonomy places the organism in Eukaryota, Fungi, Basidiomycota, Agaricomycetes, Agaricales, Physalacriaceae. The transcript has 9 exons. The coding region runs from base 1 to 756 and encodes 251 amino acids.
AUGACGAAGAUAUUUACUUUCCUUUCGGUUUUUGCUGCUUUCCAAACCAUUCUUUCGUUGCCUCUCAAUGAACCGGAUGCUCUGUACCAGAAUGAACUGCAGUAUCGGUUCAAAUUGCGCAGCGCGCAACCGUUAUCGGAGACUAAGCUCAGGGAACCGCUGGCAGAGUCGGAAUCUCAUUCAAUCCCUCCGCUUCUGCAUGACACCCCGAGAAGAACGAGAAAAACCACAUUCGUCUCUUCUGUACCAACAUGGUCGUCGACUGGUUAUAUCGCCAUCUAUGAAAGACAUGGUCUUCAGCGACUAGUAGGCUAUGUCGAUGGCCACAAGGUCAUACAUGAAAAAGAAGCAGCCCCACGGUACAUCUAUCGUGCGUACGGGUACGGGGGAGACGUCUAUGACCCGAACAAAGAUGAAAAGAUGUGCAUCACUGCGGGUUUUUUUGGUCAAUCUCUCAGGCCUGGAUUAAAGAACUUUCACCUUGCUCGGACCACACAAAUAACCGCCUACCCUGGGAACACGCUAACUUUUGAUACGAAUACAGGAACGUACAUCGAGACGAACGUUUUCUUCCUGGAUCCUUUGACCUACGAACUGUCUGCCGAGUGGACGAAUUCUGAUGGAAGUCAUCCUAUGACGUAUAUUUUCGUUCAUGAUGAACGGAUUUACUAUACAGGUGACAUCCAUGCUGUCCAGCAAUCUCUGUAUAUAGAUAUGACAAGAGUGGUCUUCAAAUGGAUAGAAACUAACAGAUAA